AUUUUCUUUUGUGUAACCUCUCCCCCAGCCUCGCACCAUCUGCACCAUCACCUGAGAGCUUCGUCCCUAAACUCUUUCCACCACUUGCGAAAUCACAAAUCUGAGAUAAAAUUGCUUGACGCUGUUAGUGAGGUUAAAUGUUAUUGAUCGGCCGCUAUUGAGGUUUACCUUUCUUUCAAUCUUGGCUUCGGCGCGCGCAGUUGGCCGUGAGGAGGAGACACAUUCACGCCCUUCCAAAUACGCUUCAAAUCUUUGACAGGGUGCGUCUCUCUAGCACUGGAGCCCGUAUCCAGUUCUCGACGAGGCUGAAGCAUUUCCAUCAUCUCACCAACAACUUGUCAAUAUCUUGUUAUACACCCCAUCGAAACACACGGAAAUCUCUGCCUUGGUUACCGAAAACAUGGAAGCCUCCAGUGUUCCUAUGGGGCCUCAGCUCACUGAAGCAACAUAUCUCAUGACCCGCGAGAGAGCGAUGCUGCAAGCCGGUGACCUCAGACAGAAACUCGGUCAUCGAGGCUUCAACCAAGAAAGCCUUCUUCCUCAAAUGACACAGUGGCUAUCCCGUCCCGUUAUUAAGGUACUCGGCGACGAAAUGAAGAACAAGGUCUUCAUGUGGUGUCAUAAGUACAGCCCAAGCUGGCUUGAUGAGAUUCGUGGUGCGAAUGAGGACUUGUCUGAAUACCGCUACACAACACCUAUCACUGAACCCUCCUCGAUCGACACCACUGCAAUCGAGAGUCUUCAGAAAGAGCUCGGUGACAAGCUUGAUGUAUUAAAGAAGGAAAUCAUGACCGAACAGACGAAGCUUAACAUAUAUAUUCGUGGUCAGAUGCAGCGCCUGAAUGGACAACACAAUAGCCCCCAAGCUGAGCGGCGGAGUCAACGAAUCGGGUCUCAAAGCACUGGAUCCGACAUAUCGAAGAAGCUGCAAAAGGUUCACCAGGGUCUUUGCCUUCUCGUGACAGAAAAGAGUGAACUCGUCGAUCUUUUCCACGACAUUGCCACAAGAUUGGACAAGGACUUCGCGCAGAAGCGAUCAAGGCCUGGGGCCAGAGAUUUGUGGUCUGAAGACCAAUUGGAAGACUUGACCCAGCAUCAGACACUCGGCCUGGGAAUGGGUAGGAUGGAAUGCAAGCUUCUUAAGAACAUCGUGCGAGAUGCUUCAGCUGGUGAGGUAUCGUUUGAAGACGUGGAGUAUUUCUGUCGACAGGUUACCACUCAUGAGCAAUUCAAGGAGAUCAUGGAGGGCGCUGGGCUUCUCUAGAAAUGAAAGUCUAGUUUCUAUCUGGAGGGUGACAUAAGUUGCUGAUAGUGGUUUAUUUUGGAGUCAAGGAAAUAAUGGUCAUUUACUGAAUCGCCUCGUUGAAUGCAUCGACAAGACGAGUGGCUUCACUUCACUUAAGCUACUCAAUCCUUGGAUGACAGUAAAUAAAUUACAGUUAUAGGUG
Molecule: messenger RNA, 1448 nt
Organism: Fusarium redolens
Lineage: Eukaryota; Fungi; Ascomycota; Sordariomycetes; Hypocreales; Nectriaceae
Exons: 2
Coding region: 401-1264 (287 amino acids)
Source: RefSeq, a predicted model, not a curated record